UCUCCCGGCGUCUGGGCGAGCCGGGCGGCUCGUGGUGUUUCUAACCCAGUUCGUGGAUUCAAACGUGGCUCCCCGCCGAGCGCGGCCGGCGACUUGUAGGACCCCAGCCCUGGCCGCGGCCGCCGCGCAAGCCCUCGGAAGACUCGGCGGGGUGGGGGCGCGGGGGUCUGCGUGUGCGCCGCGGGAGGGCCCAAGGCUGAUUUGGAAGGGCGUCCCCGGAGAACCAGUCUGGGAUUUACUGUGAACAGCAUGGAGGAGAAGGACCCCACGCCCGGCGAAGCGGCGGCGGCGGUGGAGGGACAGCGGCAGCCGGAAUCCAGCCCCGGCGGCGGCUCGGGCGGCAGCGGCGGCGGUAGCAGCCCGGGCGAAGCGGACACCGGGCGCCGGCGGGCUCUGAUGCUGCCCGCGGUCCUGCAGGCGCCCGGCAACCACCAGCACCCGCACCGCAUCACCAACUUCUUCAUCGACAACAUCCUGCGGCCCGAAUUCGGCCGGCGAAAGGACGCGGGGGCCUGCUGUGCGGGUGCGGGAGGAGGAAGGGGCGGCGGAGCCGGCGGCGAAGGCGGCGCGAGCGGUGCAGAGGGAGGCGGCGGCGCCGGCGGCUCGGAGCAGCUCUUGGGGUCCGGCUCCCAAGAGCCCCGGCAGAACCCGCCGUGUGCGCCCGGCUCGGGCGGGCCGCUCCCAGCCGCCGGCAGCGACUCUCCGGGUGACGGGGAAGGCGGCUCCAAGACGCUCUCGCUGCACGGUGGCGCCAAGAAAGGCAGCGACCCCAGCGGCCCCCUGGACGGGGCGCUCAAGGCCCGCGGCUUGGGCGGCGGCGACCUGUCGGUGAGCUCGGACUCGGACAGCUCGCAAGCCGGCGCCAACCUGGGCGCGCAGCCCAUGCUCUGGCCAGCGUGGGUCUACUGUACGCGCUACUCGGACCGGCCUUCUUCAGGUCCCAGGUCUCGAAAACCAAAGAAGAAGAACCCGAACAAAGAGGACAAGCGGCCGCGCACGGCCUUUACCGCGGAGCAGCUGCAGAGGCUCAAGGCCGAGUUCCAGACCAACAGGUACCUGACAGAGCAGCGGCGCCAGAGCCUGGCGCAGGAGCUCAGCCUCAACGAGUCACAGAUCAAGAUUUGGUUCCAGAACAAGCGCGCCAAGAUCAAGAAGGCCACGGGCAACAAGAACACGCUGGCCGUGCACCUCAUGGCACAGGGCUUGUACAACCACUCCACCACAGCCAAGGAGGGCAAGUCGGACAGCGAGUAGGCGGGGGGCAUGGAGGCCAGGUCUCAGUCCGCGCUAAACAAUGCAAUAAUUUAAAAUCAUAAAGGGCCAGUGUAUAAAGAUUAUACCAGCAUUAAUAGUGAAAAUAUCGUGUAUUAGCUAAGGUUCUGCAAUAUUCUAUGUAUAUAUAAUUUACAAGUGGUAUAAAAUCCAAAAUAUCUGACUAUAAAAUAUUUUUGUUUUUUGUGUUUAUGAGAUUAUGCUAAUUUUAUGGGUUUUUUUUUCUUUUUUUGCGAAGGGGGCUGCUUAGGGUUUCAUCUUUUUUUAAUCCCCUAAGCUACAUUAUAUGACAUUGGACACUUUUUUAUUAUUUCAAAAGAAGAAAAAAUUAAAACAACUUGCUGAAGUCCAAAGAUUUUUUAUUGCUGCAUUUCACACAACUGUGAACCGAAUAAAUAGCUCCUAUUUGGUCUAUGACUUCUGCCACUUUGUUUGUGUUGGCUUGGUGAGGACACCAGGAGGGGCCCACACCUCAAGCCUGGGCCAGACACCUCAAGACCUUGGGGAGCUUAGGGGACCUGGUGGGGGAGAGGGGACUUCCAGGGUCCUUGGACCAGUUCUGGGAUUUGGCCCUGGGAAGCAGCCGAGCGUAUCCCAGGCCUGCCCUGGGAAGUCAGCUCCAUGCUCACCAGCAGCCACCCAGGCCCGCAGCCUCACCCAGCUCCCUCUCCUCACCCUCCUGCCGUCUAACUCCCUCUCCUCCUUCUCCUUUCUCCUCCUCCUCCUCCUUCCUCCUCCUCCCUCCUCUUUCCUCCUGCUCCUCCUUUCUUCUUUUUCUUCUUCUUCUUCUCCUCCUCCUCCCUCCUCCUCAUUCCUUCCUCCUCCUCUUUUCUCCUCCUCCUCCUCACCAAGGCCCAACCAUGUGCGUACAUCGUCUGCGUCUGUGGUCUGCGUCGCUGUCGCCAGUCCCGCUGCAUCCCUGCCGCAGGCCGAACCCUCAUGCCCUGGGCACUGCCUCCAUGCAGAAGCCUUCGAGGUUCUGGGGCUAAAGGCCUGGGGCAUGUGGCCUAAAGCCCGAGAGCGGUGGGGCGACCCUCCUUUUGGCUUGACCCCAGGAAUUUCCUGUGGCUCCAUCAGCCACCCUGGGCGCCAGCCAGGGUCCCAGAAAUGAGGCCAUGGCUCGCUGUUUCUGGGCACGCAGAAGGCUCUGUAGAGGGAGAUGGUAUCAUCUUCGUUUCCUUUUUCUUCCCUUUUUUUUUUUUUUUUUUCAUUUUUUCCUUUAUUUUUUUCUUUUCUUGGAGUGGCUGCUUCUGCUAUAGAGAACAUUCUUCCAAGAUAAAUAUGUGUGUUUACACAUAUGUCUGUACGCAUGUGAACACACACACACCAGACGUGUUUGAGUCUACAGUUCUGGAACGUGUGGCUAUCUUGUCUUUCAAAAGAACUCAGAAUCCUCCAGGAUCUAGAGGAAGGAAGAAAAUGUGUAAAUAAUCAUUUCUUAUCACUUUUUGUCUUUUCUUGUUUUCUAAAAUAUACAUUUUAUUUUUGAAGGUGUGGUACAGUGUAAAUUAAAUAUAUUCCAUAUAUUUCCCACCAAGUACCUAUAUAUAUAUAAACAAACACAUUAUAUAUAACUCCACACUGUCUUCUGUUUAGUGUAUGGGGAAAGACCAGUCCGACUGUCCAUCUGUGGCUGGGACAGCACAGGGGGUGUGCCCAUGGCUGAGCUGGGAGUCCCAGUGGUCUCCCUGAGGACUGAGGGUGAACUUCUCUCUUUGCCUUAAACCUCUUUAUUUCAUCGCAGUAAUAGUUUUACUUUGUACAUAAUAGCGUAAACCUUUUUAAAAAGGAAAGUAUAAAAACAAAAGUUGUAAUUUAAAAGUCUGUGAAUAACCAUCUGCUGCUUAGGAAACUCAAUGAAAUGACAUGCCUUUUUAGCAGGAAGCAAAGUUGGUUUCUGUUUUUGUUUUCUUUUGUUGUUCUAGUUUAUAAAACAUGUGCAUUUUACAGUUCCAGUAUCAAAUAUUUAUAAUCUUAUGAGAAAUGAAUGAAUGUUUCUAUUUACAACUGUGGUUAUCAAAAUUGUGAACACCCCCCCCCCUGCAUUUUUGUGUGUUUAAAUUCUUGAAGGUUACAUUAAAUAAAACAAAACCUCUUUAUUAUAAAAUA
Rhinopithecus roxellana (golden snub-nosed monkey) is the source of this 3381-nucleotide messenger RNA. RefSeq names its product engrailed homeobox 2 (gene EN2). Gene Ontology annotation, molecular function: DNA-binding transcription factor activity, RNA polymerase II-specific; RNA polymerase II cis-regulatory region sequence-specific DNA binding. Gene Ontology annotation, cellular component: nucleus. The transcript has 2 exons. NCBI's taxonomy places the organism in Eukaryota, Metazoa, Chordata, Mammalia, Primates, Cercopithecidae. Gene Ontology annotation, biological process: multicellular organism development; regulation of transcription by RNA polymerase II; neuron differentiation. The record is from RefSeq and is a predicted model, not a curated record. Bases 250 to 1254 code for a protein of 334 amino acids.